AUGCUAUCAUCGAAGUCCACUUGCGCAAUCUUGCUAGCCUUGAGCUUUCUAUCGAAUAGAGCUCAAGGAUUUCUCGAAUCGGAAGGACAAGAAAUCAUCGGCUAUCGAACAGUUUUUAGAGAGGAAGCCGAAUUUAUCAAUUUUGUUCAUAGGCCAUAUAGAGAUGAUGAAUACGAUAACGAUGAUAUGAACAUCAAUGAAUUAGGGCAUGGCUUUUAUAUGACAAACGAGCCUGCUGGCUGGCAGAAACAUCCAAUAAAAGAUAAUUGGUUUUGUGUCAUCAGAAUGGAUAGUAAGACGAUUGCAGAUGCGGCCAAAAUAUAUAUCCCGGAAUCUUAUCAAAAACCGACCUGGUUUGGCGGGACUGAGUUAACGAACUUAUGGAGCGGAAACGAAAAAGUCAUCUUGGAAUAUAUUAAAUCGAUGAUUUCAACAGACCCCAAGGAGGCGUUGCGCUUCUCAUGGAUCCCAGAGACCGAUAAGCAGCAAAUGGUCAUUCCAACUGAUUAUUUAAAUAACGAUGCGUUAGAUAUAUGGGCUCAUUGCUAUGAAACAAAGGAAGAGCUAUAUAAAUAUUCAAGCAAAACCAUUGCUUGGGACAAUUGGAAGAUUACUGGGUCUCCUGGAUCGCCGAGCUCUCACUCUUCCAGUUCAUAA
Messenger RNA from Drepanopeziza brunnea f. sp. 'multigermtubi' MB_m1, 657 nucleotides. RefSeq lists its product as uncharacterized. The record is from RefSeq and is a predicted model, not a curated record. NCBI's taxonomy places the organism in Eukaryota, Fungi, Ascomycota, Leotiomycetes, Helotiales, Drepanopezizaceae.